Rhagoletis zephyria (snowberry fruit fly) is the source of this 801-nucleotide messenger RNA. RefSeq names its product transcription factor SPT20 homolog. NCBI's taxonomy places the organism in Eukaryota, Metazoa, Arthropoda, Insecta, Diptera, Tephritidae. The record is from RefSeq and is a predicted model, not a curated record.
UGUUCAAAAUGCCCAUGUUGUUGGAAUAUGAAGCGAUUGCCGAGUGAAUUCAAACAAUUAUUGCAUAAACAGAACACCUUUCGUUUAGUCUUAUUUAAACGGUAAUUUCCGCUUACGUAGAAUGGCUGCUGCGAGUGCUGGCCAACAAUUGCAUCAGCAACAACACCAUCAACAACAGCAACAACCACAGCAGGAAUUAAAUGUGAUUGCGCUGCGUCAGCCUUUUCAGCAAUCAAUGAAACAUCAUCAACAACAACACCAACAAAAUGCACUGACGUUGCAACAACAACAACAAGCAUUGCCGACGCAGUUGCAACAACAGCAGCAGCAACAUCAACAAGAACAGCAAAUGCAGCAACAUAUACAAUUGCAAUUGCAGCACAUGAAUAAUGGUCAACAGCAAUUGCUGCAACAGCAGCAGCAAGUACAGCUUCAACACCAUACACAACAGCCAACGUCACAGCAACUACGCGCCACAAAAUAUACCACGCGUGUUGCUUCCAAUGCGCAAAUGUUUGCUCAACAACAACAAAUACAGCAGCAGCAACAGCAGCUACAAAGACAGCAGCAACAGCAACAGCUGCAAGCUUUACCAGCUGGUAUGGUAAAUGGCGCACCAACCCUUGCUGCUUGCAAUAGUGCAACACGCGGCGGCCAACAGAUAAAUUCUUAUCAGCCGCAGCCGCAGCCGCAGCAGCACCAGCACAAUACUGCAGCAAUGCAGCAACAUCACCAGCAGCAGUUGCAACAGCAGCAGCAACAACACCAGCAGCAGUUGCAAGCGCAACAGCAACAGCAACA